Talaromyces proteolyticus is the source of this 1434-nucleotide messenger RNA. RefSeq lists its product as uncharacterized. Lineage: Eukaryota; Fungi; Ascomycota; Eurotiomycetes; Eurotiales; Trichocomaceae. The transcript has a single exon. The record is from RefSeq and is a predicted model, not a curated record. The coding region runs from base 132 to 1289 and encodes 385 amino acids.
AAAAUUUUAUCUAAUUAGGUGUCAUACUUAAAAUACUAUGAUUUGAAGUAUUAUCAUAUCUUUAAAGAACAUUUCUAUGAGCAUUACCUCUUCCUAGACCAUGGCGUGAACAUCUACUGCGUGAACAUCUAAUGCACACUGUCCUUCUUCACAACCCAAACAAACCCUCACCCACUCACGCCCCCUCAGACUCACAAUGUAAACAAACAGCCAGGCAAAAGCAGAGAGCAAAAGCCAUGUGCUUCUUCAGUGCCUACCUAUACUGUCUCUGCGGCCACAUUGACUACGAUAUUAGCACACUCUGCGUGGCAUUCAAGAAACAACUCCUUCGAAUCUGCUCACCAACAAACCUCUCUAACCCCUCCUGCAUCCCCUUCUCCCCGAACGACGAAACCUGCCUGCCACAUGCCCCCGACCCGCGCCUCGGUGUGGCUGGAAAUUUGCAGUGGUUCUAUAUUGUUUUGCCAGGAGAUAUAGGGCCGACGGCAAGCCUACAGCCGCUCUGUCAUCGCUUGCGAGAGCUACAGAGCCGCGAGGACAGGGAAGGGUGGAUGGUUGUGAGUGGGCUGUGUGGUGGUUGCACCAGUGCCGCUGAGGACUUGUGCGAGAUGUUUCAGGCUUGUCCGUCUUUCGGCUUGACAGAUGACAUGGUCCUCGACGAAGACGGUAAUGAAAAUGGAAUGGAUGAUAGUGAUGUAAGCAAGGCUGAGGAUUUCGACCUCCCUUUCCUCCGCAGGGUUACUGCAUUGGAUAUCUCGUCGAAAGCGCCGGGGGCGAUGGAACAAGAUAAGAGUAUCGGGGGUGAGAUUAGUACGCCACUGCGUGGUGCUAUGGGGAGGAGUGGUUAUGACACUAAUCGCACGUACAGCCUGGAGGAGCGUGAUAUUGACAUGAUGCGGCUGGAUGAGGACGGUGGUACGUGUAUUGUCAGUGGCAUGGGCAUUCUCGACGAUCCCUUUGUUGGCCCUGCUAUUCCUCAACGUGGUUACCAUGACGAGCCUGUCAGUGUUGGUCAUCCUGAGAUUCCACAUAAUAAGUUCUUGAAAAGCCUUAUGGACGCGGCGGCUAGUCCAAGCAAUGCGUCGAGAAGAAUGCGAAAGCGAGCUAGACUGGGCACGACCACCAGGAUUGGGAGUAAUAGCAGUUUGUUGUCUGCAGUUAGCGCGAGCGAGGCGAACCAGAGUAAGAAAAGGAAAACAGGCCAUGCAACCAGCGAGCGGCGCGUACCCGAAAAUUGUCCGUAUUCGCUCAGGUCACGGUCGAAAGUGGGAAGCGGAGAGAGAGCUUAAUGAUCAAUAUACAAGACGGGUGGUGCGUGUUAGGAGGAAUCGGAAUUGUAUGCUUUUUGGGAGCGCAUUGGAGGUCAUUACGGAGAAAUAAAGGAGUGAGCGUUGGUUAGGAAAAAAAAUAAUCGGUGUUAUUGAUAUCUGUGAC